Antechinus flavipes (yellow-footed antechinus) is the source of this 2545-nucleotide messenger RNA. Its product is annotated as WW domain-binding protein 11-like. Gene Ontology annotation, cellular component: spliceosomal complex. The transcript has a single exon. Gene Ontology annotation, biological process: mRNA cis splicing, via spliceosome. NCBI's taxonomy places the organism in Eukaryota, Metazoa, Chordata, Mammalia, Dasyuromorphia, Dasyuridae. Bases 1 to 1830 code for a protein of 609 amino acids. The record is from RefSeq and is a predicted model, not a curated record.
AUGGAGAGAAGAUUUGCAUCUCCCACCAAGAGUGGGAAAUUCAUGAACCCCACUGAUCAGGCUCGAAAGGAAGCUCGGAAGAGGGAAUUAAAAAAGAAUAAGAAACAACGAAUGAUGGUACGAGCUGCAGUACUGAAGAUGAAGGAUCCCCAAAAAAUUAUCUGGGACAUGGAGAAACUGGAUGAGAUGGAGUUCAAUCCAGUACAGCAGCCACAGCUACAUGAAAACGUGAUCAAAAGGAAACGCAAAAAACUUCAGGAAACUUUUCAGAGAAUUGUCCGACUCUAUGAAAAGGAAAAUCCAGGUAUUGCCAAAGAACUUGGAAAGUUAGAGGUGCAGUGUGAGCAGAAGAGGGCCCAGCUCAGUCAAUACUUUGCUGCUGUAAAGAAGGCUCAGGACGUUGAAGUGGAAAGCAUCCCACUGCCUGACAUGCCUCAUGUUCCUUCUAACAUCUCUCUCCAAGGAAUACCAUUGCCUGGUGCACAGUCACUGACUGUUCUCAAAAAUCUCUCUGCCUAUGGACCUCCCACCAGGGCAAUUUCUCUGCUUCCUUUGCCUGGACAUGGUGUUCCUCCUUUACCUCCUGGCAGAAUUCCUCCGGGCCCACCCCCUGGGCCACCUCCUUUCCAAGUGCUGCAGAUGUAUGGCCAUAAAGUGGGCUUUGCUCUAGAAGUUGUUCCUCCUCAGCAGCAGGAGGAUAGUCCAGAACUUGCUCAAGGAGGUUGUGAUGACAAUGCUUUCAGCACCCUUGAAAAAGAAGAUUGUCCUCAAGACAUGGAUCAAGAUAAGCAUGAUGACAGCAGUUGUGACAGGAACAUCAACAAGUCAGAUGUCUCCUGGGAAGAAGAGUUCAUGGCUGAUAAUGAAGAGAGAGAGAACAGUGAGGAAAAAAACUCAGUUCUCAAUGUAAGAUUUGCUGGUGUUCCUGGAGAAUUGGGAAAGAAAAAGAAAAACAUGAAGCAAAUAACACCUCUUCAAGCUACCAUGCUUAGAAUAGCAGGUCAGGAAAUUCCUGAGGAGGGGCAAGAAGCUCAGGUAUUUUCAGAGGAUGAUGACCAGGAGGAUUCUGAGGACUUAAAGGACACAAGAGAGCAGCAGCACAAGGAAGUAUCUCUUCCUGAUGGGACAUUCUCCUCUCCUGCUUUUCAGAAACAGCAACCACCUCCACAGUCUGUUCUUCCUGCCCAAAGACAGUUGCCUGCCAUACCAGGACUCCACCCUGUUCCACCAUUACUACCAGCUCCUGGGCUCCCUGCUGGUCCACCCCCAAGAGCUACUCCCUUCUUAAAACCACUUGGAAUGCCAGGGUUUAGAGCUCCUUCACCCAAGCUUUUACUUUCUGGCCCUUCUCCUCAAGGGGGACCACCAAGGCUAUGUCCCCCAGCACCUCUCGCCAGCCCUCCACCUCCUCCUGGGAGGACAAACCCACCUUUUGCACCCCAAAUUGGACCAGCUCCACCUGGGCUUUUUCUACCAGCUCCCUUGCCCAAUGCACAGAUUUUAAGCCCUCCACCUAAUUUGAUCCAGAGACCUAAAAUGCAUGAUACCACUGCAGGUCCCAUUGAGAAGAAAGUCACAGCUAUCAUCAGUGCCAAGCCACAAAUCACCAAUCCCAAGGUAGAAAUGAUCAGAUUUGUGCCUACUGCACUGAGGAUUCAACGAGAAAACAAAAGAGCUACUGCUGCUGUUCCCCAAAGGAAAUCGGAAAAGGAUUUUACUAUACCCCUUGCCAAAACUGUCCCUCAAUCUGGCCCCUCUGCUCCUGUUUCAGUCCAGACCAAGGACGAUGUGUAUAAGGCUUUCAUGAAAGAGAUGGAGGGGUUACUCUGAAUUUGUUGGCUUAAAGACUGCAGGUAUCAUAGAUGUCAUAGAAAAACGCAUAGUUUCUCCUAGUUCUAUUUUCCAGGUCAGUUGUUUUUCCACUGAGAUAUUUUACAUUUUCUUCUAUUUUUUCUUUUUUUUUUUUUUUGGUUUUGUUUGAUUCUUGAUAUCUCAUUGAAUCAUUCACUUCCAUUUGUUCAAUUCUGAUUUUAGUGAAUUAUUUUCGUCAGUUACCUUUUUUUGCAUUUGGCCAAUUGAAUUUUUAAAUGAGUUGUUUUGUUCAUAUGGUUCUUAAAAGCAGGAGUUCUUAUAUACUGGACUUGAGUGCAGAAGAGUUUACUUGUACUCUGUCAUAGCAUUUUCUCACUUCAGUGUAAUGUUACUUAAUAUCUUAAUGUUAUUUAGCUUUGGUCAGAAUUAAUUGCACAGAAGAUAAAGAUGUUCCAUUCCUAGUGGACUGGUAAACUUCUAUAGAAGUACUCCUUCAUAUCUCUACUAUAUCCACUAUCACCAUUUUCUUUUUUCUUUUGAAGCAUGAGAUAGACAGGAUUUUCCUCAAGUGAGUUGGGCACUGGAGGAGAAAUUUCUCAGAAAACAAAUAUUAUCUCUUUUGUGAUUUUAACUUCAAUUUUUAAAUGUUUUCCUUGUAAUUCUUUUGUAAAAAUUUUACUGAUUAUAAAAUAUAGACAAUCUUAUUUUCCUUCAAUGAAGCAAGAUGUCUGGA